Messenger RNA from Leptopilina heterotoma, 1004 nucleotides. It is a transcript of the gene nmdyn-D6, whose product is annotated as nucleoside diphosphate kinase 6. Gene Ontology annotation, biological process: CTP biosynthetic process; UTP biosynthetic process; GTP biosynthetic process. The record is from RefSeq and is a predicted model, not a curated record. The transcript has 4 exons. NCBI's taxonomy places the organism in Eukaryota, Metazoa, Arthropoda, Insecta, Hymenoptera, Figitidae. Gene Ontology annotation, molecular function: nucleoside diphosphate kinase activity. Bases 240 to 785 code for a protein of 181 amino acids.
CCUAUAUCUUGCGGACAAACCCGGAACUAACGCUUUUUCACUUAAUUUAAUUAAUUAAACUAAUUAUUAAUUGAUUUUAUUAUUCGAAUAUGAUUGUAAAUCGUUGAAAAGUAGAGAGGUUAUGUUUGAUUGCACACAUGGGAUGGACAAGUUGACAAUAACAAAACCAACACAACAAUUAUAGAAAAUGUUUAAUUAAGAUUUAUGAAAUUAAAAGAUAAUAUGAUAAUAAUAAGAAGAUGAUGAAGUCAGAAGCGUUUGAAUUAACGCUUGCCAUUUUAAAACCUCACGUUAUAAAGUCUCCGUUCGUUUUACAGAGUAUUCGAAAUCUAAUAAUCGCAAAUGAUUUCAAGGUAGUAAAAUCGAGGAGAAUGGUAAUUAGUAGAAAUGAAGCGGCACUUUUUUAUGCCGAUCAUAAAGGAAAAUUUUUUUACAAUCGUUUACUAACUUUUAUGACCAGUGGUCCAUCGGAUGUACACAUUUUAGCAGGUUACGACGCAAUAGCUCGUUGGAGAAAAUUAUUAGGACCAACUAAAGUUUAUCAAGCUCAAUUUACCGACCCCGAUACAAUUAGAGGAAAAUUUGGUCUCUCAGACACAAGAAAUGCUGCUCACGGAUCAGAUUCAAAAAUUUCCGCUGAAAAGGAAAUUAAAAUAUUCUUCAAAGAUUUCGAUUUUGAAAAAUGGAAUAAUAUCGAAAAAGAUAUUUACAAUUAUGGAAAAAUUGACUUUGAUUCUUUAAAUUUUGUUCAUACAAUUGAUAAAAGUUUACGAUACGAAAAGUAAAUUUCCCGAAGAUUUUAUGGAAAAUAUUUUUUUUACUUACUUGGACAAAUUAAAGGGGAAUAAAUAACAUUUUUUUAUAGAAAAAUAAUAUUCUAUAUUUCACCAUUGUUAUUAAUACAAUAAUGGGAAUGCUGUACAGAUUAGACUAGAUAAUUUUUUCGUGAAACAGAUAUUUAUAAAAUAUUGUUAUUGUAAAUACAGAAUUUAAAUUAAUUUGAA